AAUUCAAGCCUACUUCUUCAACUGUUACUUUGUGUGUUAAUGUGUCGUGUUUGUACAAAGAAGAAAAUAAAAAAAAUAUAGAAAAUGGAUAAGUGGCUUUCCAGUUUUAAGAGUAAACAUAAGGAAACAGAUAAAAAUAAGCAAAAGGAUUCCCCAGCACCAAUUGAUAUAGAAAAGCCAGGUUGCAGUUAUCAAAACGAGGGCUCCCCUAUUUAUCCUGCUCCCACACAUUCUCAUAUUAUGAGUGACAAUGGCGAUACUAAUAAUAUGAAUGAUCCUACAACAUCAGCAAAAAAGAAAAUAAAAAUGGAAAAAGCCUCAAAGUAUGAAAAAAAGAAGACUUUUAACAGCUCUUGGAAAAGUGUACCAGAAUUCAUGAAUUGGUUAGAAAAAUCUACAAAACAACCAUCAUCUGAGGGUAAUGAGUACGCCUAUUGCAAGGUAUGUGAUUGUGAUAUUGUAGCUCAUAAAAGUGUAUUAUUGAAACAUUCAACAAGUGACAGGCAUAAAUUAAAUUGGACAAAAGUGACUAGCAAUAUUAAACUUACUGAACUGUAUAAACCAAAUGCUGAUGAUUUAGCUGUAAAAACGGCAGAGUUAAAGUUAUGCGCCUUGUUGGCAAGCAAUAACCUGCCAUUUUUAUUAGUAGACACCCUAACUCCUUUAAUUCAAAAUAUAUUUCCUGACUCGAAAAUUGCUAAACAAUUACAUUUAAAACGAACCAAAGCGACGUCAAUUAUUUGCAAUAACUUGGGGAAUAAUUUUCUUGAAGAACUAUAUAUUAAAUUAAGGGAGCCAGGAUGUUUUUUUUCUUUAGUUAUGGAUGAAACUACUGAUAUUUCAAUAAAAAAGCAAUGUGCAUUCACUACUAUAAUUUAUGAAAAUAAUUCAACCAAAACACAAUUUUUUGAUCUUGUUGAAGCUCAGGGAUCAACAGCUAAUGAUUUAUAUGGUAUUCUAAAGAACUGUUUAACUUCAAAGAAUAUUCCACUAACAAAUUUUGUAGGGUUUUCAUCAGAUACCACCAAUGUUAUGGUUGGAGAGUUUAAUUCUGUAUUUUCCAAGUUAAAGGAAGAAUUUCCACAUAUAAUAUGUAUUAGAUGCUCAUGUCAUAUGGCACAUUUAGCUACAUCAAAAGCCUGUUUAAAAUUACCUAGGCAUGUGGAAGAUCUGCUCCGAAACAUAGGCAGUCACUUUAAUAGGAGUGCUUUGAGGAGACACAAAUUUAUAGAGUUUCAAAAUUUUUUUCAAGUGAAAAUUCACAAGAUACUCUCUCCAGCCAUAACAAGAUGGUUAUCUAUUAAAGAAUGUGUCGAUAGAGUGCUUGAGCAAUAUGAGCCACUUAGAGCAUAUUUGACAGAAUAUGUAUUUGAAGACCCAUCAAUUACAACAGAGACAAUGUUGGAAACCAUGUCAAAUUUGUUCACACCAGUAUAUCUAGAGUUUAUGUCAUAUUCUUUAGGACUAAUGACAGACUUCAAUUUACUCUUUCAGUCAGAAAAACCACUUCUUUGUAAGGUUAAGCCACAAACUGAAACUCUGUUGAGAACGCUUUGUUCCAAUUUUAUAAAGAUGUCUGUAAUAAAAAGAACCAAUGACAUAUUUAUCCUUAACCAUGAAAACCCUACAAAUUUUGAGUUAGACAAUGAAUGGAGAAGACAUGCUCUAUUAGACUUUGAAAAAUUAAAUUUAAAUUCAGAUGACUGUGAGCAAUAUUGGUCUCAAAUAUUUAAUUUAAAAAAUGAUGCUAAUGCUUUUUUAUUUCCGAAUUUAAAAAAGACGCUACAGCUACUUUUUGUUUUACCAUUCUCUAAUGCCAGUGUAGAACGGAGUUGUAUUGCCAAAUUUGUUAAAAUACAUGUGGGACACAAAUCCAAGUUAACACACAUGACAUUGACAAAGCAUGAGAAAGAAGAGAUUGCAAAAAAGAUUGCUCAAAAAAUACCAUUCAACAAUAUUUUGGAUGACAUUAGAGACUCUGUGAUUGAUUUAAAUUUAAAAAGAAUUCACUUGACUACUAAAAAGGAUUUAUUCAAUAUUGAGCAUUCUUAUCAACUUGCACAUCCACCAACAUGGCACAAAAAUGAUGCUAUAAGUAUAGAAGCUUGGGUAAAUUCGAUGAAAGAGCAGGGAGAAUGUGUUCUUUUUUAUAAGCCUCAAGGUGUUUACUAUAAGGAUUAUCCACAAUUAAAAAAUGACGACUUUGUUCUGGUAAUAAUGACACCAUCACAGGUUGAACUUUUGAAAAAAUUUGGGGGUAACAUUAUAUGCUUAGAUGGCACACAUGGAACUAAUAGCUAUGAUUUUGAACUUCACACAAUUAUGGUGGUUGAUGAAAUUCGAGAAGGCUUUCCUUGUGGGUUUCUAAUUUCUAAUCGUUCAGAUCAUGAAGUUUUGGUUUUAUUUUUUUCUGAAAUUAUGAAGCAAACUGGGAUUAUAAAGUGUAAAGCUUUUAUGUCAGAUAUGGCAGAGGCAUAUUUCAAUGCAUGGCUCCAAACAAUGGGAGCACCAGAUAAGCGGUUAUAUUGCACAUGGCAUGUAGAUAAAGCUUGGAGAAAGAAUAUUAAUUCAAAAAUAAUAUCAAAAAAAACUCGAGCUCUUGUCUACAAACAACUAAGAGUUCUUCUUCAAGAAAGAGAUGAAAAGGCUUUUGAAAGGAUGAUCAUUAAGUUUUUGCAUGAUCAAAGUCAAAAUUCUGAUAUGUCAGAGUUUUUUCAAUAUUUUAAACAAUAUUCCAAAAAUCCACAAGUUUGGGCAUGUUGCUAUAGGAAACAUAUCGGAAUAAACACAAAUAUGCGCUUGGAGAGACUUCACAGAGCUUUAAAAUAUGAGUACCUUAAUGGAAAGAAAGUAAAGAGAUUAGAUAAGUCGAUACUAGCAAUUAUGAGAUUGGUCCGUGAUAAAUUGUUUCAAAAAAUCAUUUCUGAGCAUAAAGGCAAGCUCUGUACAACUAUUUCAAAUAUCAGAGUAAAACACAAUGAAUCUGAUAAAAUAGAUGGAAACUUAAUUAUCAGAACAGAUGAUACUUUCACUGUUCCCUCAAUGAGUUCAACAGAAGUCUAUUAUAUACAUAGGGAUGUUGAAAGUUGUAUGUGCACACUGAAAUGUGAAGAUUGUGGCAUUUGUGUUCAUCAAUUUUAUUGUACUUGUAUGGACUCAAGUAUCAAAUUUAAUAUGUGUAAACACAUACAUGCAGUUGCACAAUUAUUAAAUAGAGUAGACACGUCACAGGAAACUAAUCUUAACCCUGAAGAGGAUAAUAAUUUGAUUAUCGAAAACAAUGCAGCUCCUGAAGUUGCCACUAUUCUCAAUGAGCUAAGCAAAAAACAGGUAGCAUCAGAAGAGACCAAUCUAAAGAAAAGGCAAGAUAUAUUAAUAGAAAAACUCACAACUCUUAUUAGAAGUACAGAAUCCAUUGAAGAAUUGGAAUCUCUAGAAACAAUUACCUCAUCAAUGACCCCCACUAUGGCAGCUGUCAGAGACAGUUUAAAAAAUGAUAAAACUUUAGUUGUGAAAAGUGUGUCUAAGGGAAACAUAGUACCACAAAGAAGGCUAUUUUCCACAAAAAAGAAAAAAAAUAAAACCAGUGUUAUAUUACCACAACAGAAAGAGAAUAACGAAAUUGCUAUGAAUCUGUUAAUUUAA
Messenger RNA from Diabrotica balteata, 3645 nucleotides. NCBI's taxonomy places the organism in Eukaryota, Metazoa, Arthropoda, Insecta, Coleoptera, Chrysomelidae. The record is from the annotation of a GenBank genome assembly.